Molecule: messenger RNA, 1275 nt
Organism: Lichtheimia ornata
Lineage: Eukaryota; Fungi; Mucoromycota; Mucoromycetes; Mucorales; Lichtheimiaceae
Exons: 8
Coding region: 1-1275 (424 amino acids)
Cellular component (GO): mitochondrion
Molecular function (GO): acyl-CoA dehydrogenase activity; flavin adenine dinucleotide binding
Source: RefSeq, a predicted model, not a curated record
AUGUCCUUCCUCCGUGCUGCUCGCCUCGCUUCUGUUGCACAAGCUGCUGCUCGUCGUCAUUUGCCUUCGACUCGCUCCUAUUCCUCUGCCUUGAGCGCUUUCUCGGUUCCUUCCCCCGUCGAGAACCCCACCUCCCUUCGCUCUUUCACUGAGGAAGAGUUGAUGUUGCAAGAGACUGUCGCUCGUUUUGCACGUGAAGUUGUCCAACCCAAGGUCCGUGAAAUGGAUGAAAAUGAGUUGAUGGACAAGAGCAUCAUCAACGCCAUGUUCGAGAAUGGCUUGAUGGGUCUCGAGACUGAAGCCGACUUUGGAGGUGCCGAGUGCUCUUUCACUGCUGCCAUUUUGGCUGUUGAAGAGCUUGCCAAGAUUGACCCCUCGAUCUCUGCCUUGUGCGACAUUCACAACACCCUUACCAACACUGUUAUCCGCAAGUGGGGUAGCAAGGAACUCAAGGAAAAGUAUCUCACCCGUUUGGCCACCGAUACCGUUGGUAGUUUCUGUAUCUCGGAAGCUGGCGCCGGUAGUGAUGCUUUUGCUUUGCAAACCCGUGCUGAGGACAAGGGCGAUCACUAUGUCUUGAAUGGUGGCAAGAUGUGGAUCAGUAACUCUGGUGAAGCUGAUAUCUUUGUUGUCUUUGCCAACGCUGAUCCUUCCAAGGGUUACAAGGGUAUCUCUGCUUUCAUUGUUGAAAAGGAAUGGGGUGUUGAGAUCGCCAAGAAGGAAAAGAAGCUCGGUAUCCGUUCCUCCUCCACCUGUGUCCUCAACUUUGAUGAUGUCAAGGUUCCCAAGGAGAACGUCCUUGGUAAGAUUGGUGAUGGUUACAAGUACGCCAUUGACUCGUUGAACGAGGGUCGUAUUGGUAUUGCUGCCCAAAUGAUUGGUGCUGCUCAAGGUGCCUAUGACAUUGCUCUUCCUUACCUCUUUGAGCGUAAGCAAUUUGGCAAGCCCAUUGGUUCUUACCAAGCUAUGCAACAUCAAUUUGCCCAAGUCGCCUGUGAGAUUGAAGCUGCCAAGCUCAUGACCUACAAUGCUGCUCGUUUGAAGGAGGAGGGUAAGCCUUUCGUCAUGGAAGCUGCCAUGGCCAAGUUUGUCGCUGCCAAGGUUGCCGAACGUGCUACUAGCUAUGCUGUCGAAUGGAUGGGUGGCAACGGCUUUGUUCGUGAAACUGGUGUUGAAAAGUUCUACCGUGAUGCAAAGAUCGGAUCUAUUUACGAAGGCACCAACAACAUGCAACUCGAGACCAUCUCCAAGAUCAUCUCCAACAAGUACAAGUAA